AUGACUUACUGGGGAAGCCUCAUUGGGCUGGCUAGCUUGGCAGGAACUACUUCCGCUGCAGCCCUGGGGGCCUAUAAUGUCGACCCCAGCUCUGUAUCGGUAUCCGGCCUUUCCAGCGGUGGAUUCUUUUCAGCCCAGCUCGGCGUGGCAUAUUCGAAUGUCUUCCAGACUGGCUUUGGUGUGUUCGCAGGCGGUCCAUACGACUGCGCCCGCAACCAAGCGUAUACCAGCUGCAUGUAUAACCAGAACCCGUCUAUAACUACACCAAUUGCAAACAUGAAGUCGUGGAGUGGCAAUCAAAUUGCGCCAACUAGCAACUUGAAGAAUCGCAAAAUAUAUCUCUGGACUGGAACUUCGGAUACAACUGUGGGACAGAACGUGAUGAAUGCGCUGAAUUCCCAACUAAGCAACUUUGACACUUCGGCUGAUGUUUCAUACGUGACUACAAGCGGUGCUGUCCACACCUUCCCAACUGACUUUGAUGGCUCGGGUGACAACUCAUGCAGCAUGUCCAGUUCACCUUAUAUUAGUAACUGUAACUAUGAUGGCGCUGGAGCAGUACUGAAGUGGAUGUACGGCUCUCUCAACGCGAGAAAUACCGGGACCCUUUCAGGCUCUGUUGUUUCUUUCGCACAGACUGGUGCAUACGGCGCUUCUGGAAUGGACACCACCGGCUACCUCUAUGUUCCUGCUAGCUGUCAAAGUGGUACCACUGUCUGCAAGCUUCACGUUGCCUUGCAUGGAUGCCUACAAAGCUAUAGCAGUAUCCAGAUGAAGUUUGUUCAGAAUACGGGCUACAAUCAGUGGGCUGAUACCAAUAACAUCAUCAUACUUUACCCCCAGGCGAUUCCUGACAAUUCCCUGCAUACAAUUUGGAGCGGCACUCAACUGAGCAACCCGAAUGGCUGCUGGGAUUGGGUGGGUUGGUAUGGUUCGAAUGCAGACCAGAUUGGAGGAGUCCAAAUGGUGGCCAUUGUCAAUCAAGUUGCGCAGAUCAUGAGCGGUAACUCUGGUGGUGGUAGUACCCCCACCAGUAGUACCACAUUGGCCACGACCACGAAGCCCACAUCUACGACAACGUCUUCGGGCAGCACUGGGACAGGUGCGCCUCUCUAUGGGCAGUGCGGUGGAUAUGGCUGGACUGGACCUACAACAUGUGCCCAAGGAGUUUGCACUGCCUACAGUAUGUUGUAUGCUCAGUGCUUGUUACCUUUAUAG
This is a messenger RNA of Penicillium cataractarum, 1218 nucleotides long. Its product is annotated as putative polyhydroxybutyrate depolymerase. Gene Ontology annotation, cellular component: extracellular region. The coding region runs from base 1 to 1218 and encodes 405 amino acids. The transcript has 4 exons. Gene Ontology annotation, biological process: carbohydrate metabolic process. Gene Ontology annotation, molecular function: hydrolase activity; cellulose binding. The record is from RefSeq and is a predicted model, not a curated record. Lineage: Eukaryota; Fungi; Ascomycota; Eurotiomycetes; Eurotiales; Aspergillaceae.